UCCCUUCUUCCCCGUCCACCAGGAUAUCAGUAUAGAUGAGAAUACUAUGAUCCCUUCCCUCCCUUCCACUCCAACUCCGCUCCGCUCCACUUCACUUGGCGCACGCGUACAAGACAGCCCCGCGCCGCACUAACGCUCCCACCCCCAAUCACCGCCGCAGUGGACGGGGCCAUCAUCUUGGAAUGACCACGCCGGCACUGCUGCGCUGCAUUCUUUGAUUGGUGAGCCUGCCGCGCUCUGUCUGUCUCUGCGUGCUCGGUCUUCGCGCGCGUGCGCCAAGAAGAGGCCCGAGCAGCAGCAAUGGCAGCCGGGAGGAGGCUCUCCGAGUUGCUCCUGGACCACCAGGAGCCGUUCCUCCUCGAGGCCGCCAAGACCAGGAGGCUGCGCCGCGGCCGCACCAGCGCUCCUGGAGGAGCAGCUUGCUGCCCCGUGGCCGCGUGCCGCCGGCUGCUCAAGCUCUGCAGCUUCAAGAAGCGGGGCGUCGGCAUUGCCGGCCUGCGGACCGCGCUGAGGAGGGUGCUGCGCUGGGAGAGCCUCGGCGCCGGCGGGUGCUUCCUCCCCGUCGGCGGCGGCGACGGCGAGUUCCGCCGGCUGCGGCGGCGAUCCGCGGGCGACAGCGGCGAGUGCGACGCCCGCGCCAUGGAGUUCGGCGACGACGACGACGACGAGCACGCGAGGGCGAGGUGGAAGGCGGACAUGGAGAUGGAGGUGGACUGCUCGCGGCAGCUCAGCCCCGUCUCCGUCCUCGAGCUGCAUUCCGACGUCGACGAGUCUCCGGCGCAUUCCAUCUGGGAGGACGAGAAGCCGUCAACCUCCGGGAGCUCACCCUCAGCUCCAUCAGAACCCUUCCACGGCCCGACCUCGCCAUGCUUCACCUACGACAUUGUCGACGACAAGGCCCACGCGAUGGAGACGACAGAGGAAGAGGAGGACGAAGAGGCGGUCAGAAACCACCGCAGGUCCAUCGAGGAGCAGAUCUCCGCGUGGGAGAGGAUCGCCGGGGACAUCGCCAAGAUCCCCGGCAUGGUGGAGCUAGACCUGGCGCAGUACAUGCAUCAGUGGCGGCCUGAGGUCAGGGAGAUCGGCGCCAGGAUUGAGACCCUCAUCUUCGACGACAUGAGGAGGGAGACCGUCUGUGACAUGCUCGCCUCACGCUGUACAUUGGCACCAACAUCUUGUUGACCAUCAGACACAGAGAGAACGAGAGAGAGUGAGGAGUGAGAGUGAUUAAAAAAGUACAGUAGAGGAUUCGUGUAAUUUGAGGCUUAAUGUGGAAAUCGUUUUCCCCAACUCCAAAGUCUUGGUCUGUUCUCCA
Messenger RNA from Lolium perenne, 1315 nucleotides. RefSeq lists its product as uncharacterized. Lineage: Eukaryota; Viridiplantae; Streptophyta; Magnoliopsida; Poales; Poaceae. The record is from RefSeq and is a predicted model, not a curated record.